AUGAUGACCAAGACACUACCUUUUUCAUCGCUCGUGAGCUGGUUGACCGAGAAGACAAGAAGGAAGAUGGCAAGAGUUCUGAGGCUUCCUUUUUGGUCUGUGCUGUACACGUCGUGUGAUUCCGAUCCCUUGCAUGCUGAGGAUAAGGAAUAUUCCAUCAUCACUGAGAACGAAGUUGUCUUUCGUAGACAAGCGUGUGCCGUGGCAUUGCUGAAACGGAGCCCUGCGACCUUUCGAGCGGCCUAUGAAGGCACCUUGGAAGAAGGUGCCGUUCCUUCCAACGGCAACUUUGCGUCGCACCUCCAGUUGCUGACCAUGGGAGCAGAGUCCGAGUGGUCUCCCUUCGAGCUUGUCCACCUCUAUCUUCAGAACGGCUUUGCUCCGCUGUUUAAUGCGGUUGCCAAGCAGUCUGAAAGUGCGAACAAGACGGGUGCCGGCGAUGAUGACCGCGAGGAACUCAAGGUCGGCGUCCCGAAUGUGAUGCGCAAGAUCAUGGACCUGAGCAUGGCGCUGAUGCAGUGCCAGCAGAACGUUGAUAUCGAAAACAUUUCUCUUCCAAUAGAUCCAGAAAUUGCGGAGGCCUUCGAGAAGGCGAAGUCAGAAGGAAGGCAGCUAAGCACUGACGACUUUAAGGAACGUAUGAACGACUCGACCUUCCAGAAUCAACUCCAAAGCGGUGUUAACAAGUGGAGCAAGGAAAUUCAACGGGUUGCGAAGAUGCAGCGAGAUUCAUCGACGGGCAGCACGAUGCAAGAGAUUAACUUUUGGCUCGGCAUGGAGAAAGUCCUCAAUGAUGCUCAGCAGCAGCUGCAGACGCCGGAGAUCCAGCUGACUCUGAACCUCUUGCGGGGCGCACGGCGCUUCCUGGCCACCAUGUCCUUCGAGGCGGACACGGGGCUGAAGCCUGCCAUCGAGAAGGUGUCGAAUUACCUCAGCUUGCUCCGUGACUUCCCUAUCAACGAGCUACUCGUGGCAUCCUCUAUUGAGCAACUGACGCAGGCCGUGCGGACGAUCUUCAACCAUCUGAAGAGAAUCCGAAACGCAAAUCAGUACCCGCUUUGGAGGGCCUACAAUCUCGUCGAAGCUGUCAGCCGGGAUCUUUCAGAUCGCCUGCUGAAGAUCUUGUCAACGCAGCGGCUCAUGCAGCAGGAUGCAGAGAUGUUCAGCCAGAACAUGUCCAACUGCCAAGAGCUCUUCCGCGUGUGGAAGGAUGAGGUGGGGCAAUUUCGGCAACUGGUCAGGGAGCAGCUGAAAAAGCGCGGCAACGAGCGGCCGACAGUGAAGAUCAACUGUGAGCAUGAGCAGCUCCAGGCGCGGAUCGAGGAGCUCCAGAAGUUCCGGAGGCAUCACAUGAAGCUUCAAGAGAUCAUCGAGCGGGUGCUCGUGGACGGCAAGGAGACCGGUGCCAAGGCAGAAGUUGCGGCAGCCUACCAGCUCGUCGAGCAGGUGGAUGUUCUGGAUGUGAGCCGCAGGGGUCAGCAGGAAUGGGAGAGCACUCAGCGUCGCUACGACGAGCGUAUCGACCAUGCAGAGAGUGAGAUCACUGCGAGGCUUCGCGACAAGCUUGGAGCUGCCAAGACUGCGACGGAAAUGUUCCGCGUCUUCAGCCGGUUCAAUGCGCUCUUUGUUCGUCCCCGGAUUCGAAGGGCCAUUCAGGAGUACCAGUCUUCUUUGAUCCAACAGGUGAAGGAGGACGUGCAUCGCCUGCAGGAGAAGUUCAAGGAGACCUAUGAGGGCACCCAGGCUUGCAAGCUCACGGCCAUCCGUGGAUUGCCCCCAACGGCCGGGCUCAUCGUUUGGGCCAGGCAGCUCGAGCGGCGCCUGGCCAUUUACAUGAGCCGUGUCGAGGAUGUACUCGGCAAAGGAUGGGAAAACCAUGUGGAUGGGAAGAAUCUGAAGCAGGAGGGCGAUGCUUUCGCCAGAAAGAUGAAGACGAGCCAUAUAUUUGAUGAGUGGCUGGCUGACACAAAGGACUCCAAGAAGUUUGACGUGAGCAUGCGAAUCUUCGACAUCCAGCAGGGCUAUCAGACCUACCUGCUAUUGGUCAACUUCGAUGAGCAAAUCAUCACUCUCUUCAAGGAGGUGCGGAAUUUGCAAGCUCUGGGCGAUUACCGUGUCCCUUAUGCAAUCAAGGUGAAUUCUGACGAAGCCAAGCAGAACUAUCCCUUUGCUAUGACAUUGCAAGAGGCCGCACGGACGUACAUGCAGACUUGCGCGCAGAUCAAAGCCGACCAUCAACCACUGAUGGCCUCGUUUCAGAAGGGCGUGCAGGACUUGAUAGCCGACGGUCUCCAUCUGAAGUGGGAUGAUCAGAAGAUCGAGAGCUACACCCAAAAGCUUUCUGAAACCGUCUUCCAGUUUCAACAGAAGUUCACCGAGCUCGAGUCGAUGGCGGAGCAGAUGUCCCGCACUAUUGAGAGCCUGGACGACGUGAAUGUGAGGCAAGAAAGCAGUGCUCAAGAGAUGCUCUUGGCCAAGUUCGAGAAAAUGCAGAAGACUGUUGACGACAUGAACUUGGCGAGCUUCUCCAACAUGGACACUUGGGUGCAAGGCCUGAACAAACAGAUCGAACAGAGGCUUGUUAAGCUCCUGGCGGCGACGAGCGCCCAGUGGCUGCAGGAAUUCAAGAGAUGGCCAUUGAAUGGCAACAACUUGAUUCAGGAAGCCGCCGUGCAACUUGCAGUGCUGGAGCUUCACAUGCAGACAUCCCCCUCAGGAGUACGCUUGGUUCUGGAGCCUCAGAAGGAGUUUGCGAUGACGCACUGGGUGAAGCAUUACCACGACUGUUUGGGGAUGGUGUGCAACCUGCCUUUGCUCCAAGCAGCCCGCUUCGAUGCUCUUAAGCGCGGGGCAAAGGAGUCUGCUGCGACGCACCGGGGUCUCAUCGCACUCUUGGACCAAAAGACCCUUAUCGAGGUCUACGAUCAUGUCAGCAGCACUGUGGAGGACAUGCAGGAGUAUGUCUCGAGCUGGAUGCAGUACCAGUCGCUUUGGGAGAUCAACACCAGUGCGGUCCUCUCGCGACUCGGCGAUGAUCUCAGCCGAUGGCACAGCAUGUUGACCGAGAUCCAGUACCUCAGCUCUCGCUUCGAAGGCUCCGAGCAGGAGAAGUACUUUGGCCCCAUUGUGGUGGACUACAGCAAGGUCCAGUCCAGGGUCAAGGCCAAGUACGACCAGUGGCACCGUGACCUUCUCAACUCCUUCGGGGAGAAGGUCAGGGAGGCCAUGAGCGAGUUCUUCCGCCAGGUGAACCAGGGAAGGGAGCGCCUGGAAGCUGUCGAUGGCAGCGGCGACCUCACGGUGGUCUGCAUGGCAGUGCUGAAGGUGAAAACCAGCGCCGAGAAAUGGAGCCCAGAGUUUGAAGAGCUGCAGAAGGCGCAGAAGCUGCUUGUGAAGCAGCGAUUCCAGUUUCCAGAGGAUUGGAUGCACAUCGAGCAAGUGCAGGGUGAGUGGGAGGCAUUCGAACAAAUCCUAACCCGACGCAACCGGAUACUUGAUCAUGAACUACCGAAGCUUCGAUCGGUGUUGGUCCAGAAAGACAAGCAGCUGGAGGAAAGCAUCACUCAGCUCUAUGCAGAAUGGUCCAGCCAGAAACCGGUUCAGGGUGGCUUAAAGCCAACCGCUGCCAUGCAAGCGAUCAAGGACUUUGAUGAGCGCCUCUUGAUGCUCCGGGAACAGCACAGCCAGCUCGUGCAACUGAAAAAGUCCUUGCAGAUGGAGGUGGGUGACGUGGAAGCAUUGGCGCCGUUGCAGGAGGAAAUGGGAAACUUGAAGGAUGUGUGGUCCGAGAUCAAUACGGUGCACAGCCGAGUGGAAACGUUGAAGGAGACUUUGUGGACUGCAGUGGAGCCCAAGCGCAUCAAGCACGCAUUGGAGGACCUGCUUUCGAAUAUGAAGCAGAUGGACCGGCGGUUGCAGCAGUACGAGGCAUUCGACCACAUCCAGGAGCAACUUCAGGCUCAGAUAAAGCUGAACCAGGUCGUGGCAGAGCUGAAGACGGAUGCGCUCAAAGAGCGUCACUGGAAGCAAAUCGUCCAAAUGCUAAAGCUUUCAGUUGGCUUCAAUGAGCUGACGCUGGGACAUCUCUGGGACUCCAACCUUGAGAAGCACCAGCCAGCCAUCAAGGAGAUGCUCGCCAGAGCACAGGGCGAAAUGGGUCUGGAACAGUUCCUGGCAGAGGUUCGAGAGAAAUGGAGCAACUACGAUUUGGAACUGGUGCCCUACAAGAGCAAGUGCCGGCUGAUCCGGUCUUGGGAUGACCUGUUUAGCCAGCUGGAUGAGCACCUCCAGAGCAUUCAGUCGAUGAAGAUGUCUCCGUACUACAAGUCUUUCGAAGACGAAGGCGCUACUUGGGAUGACAGGCUGAACAAGAUUCGCAUUGUCUUUGACUUGUGGAUGGACGUGCAAAGACGGUGGGUCUACUUGGAGGGUAUCUUCGGCAGCAGCGCAGACAUCCAGCAGCUGCUCCCCAACGAGUUUGCCCGCUUCAAGACCAUCGACUCCGAGUUUGUUGGUCUGAUGAAGAAGGUGGCGGCCAAGCCCAAGGUCCUGGAGGCCGUCGGAAUUGAGGGGGUCCAGAAGCAGCUGGACCGCUUGUCGGACAUGCUCACGGCCGUGCAGAAAGCAUUAGGCGACUACCUGGAGAAGCAGCGCUCACAGUUUGCACGCUUCUACUUCGUCGGAGAUGAGGACCUUCUUGAAAUGAUCGGCAACUCGAAGGAUGUUGCAGCGGUAAGCCGCCAUCUUGCGCGGCUCCUGGAUGUUGAGCAGGACGAAGUUCUCACCAAACUCCAGCCUUAG
This is a messenger RNA of Symbiodinium sp. CCMP2456, 4800 nucleotides long. NCBI's taxonomy places the organism in Eukaryota, Dinophyceae, Suessiales, Symbiodiniaceae. The record is from the annotation of a GenBank genome assembly.